Mollisia scopiformis is the source of this 10237-nucleotide messenger RNA. RefSeq lists its product as uncharacterized. The transcript has a single exon. The coding region runs from base 116 to 9961 and encodes 3281 amino acids. Lineage: Eukaryota; Fungi; Ascomycota; Leotiomycetes; Helotiales; Mollisiaceae. The record is from RefSeq and is a predicted model, not a curated record.
GAUGGACAAUUGAUUGAACUCUUUGUCGCCCCCGGCGAAAUCUCUGUUCCGCAAAUUCUUUUUCCUCCUUCGUGAGCGGUUGUCUACGAUUUAGCAGUAACAUCAUCAGCACAAAAUGUCCACCUCCACCGUCAAUCUCGUGCUUGUCAAGCUCGUUCCGACUCAGCCAUGUAAGCCUGAUGUCUUUCUGAGCACCUUGAAGAACCUCACCAUUACGGCAUAUGAUUUGGAUGUUGAGGACAGUCUGGUAGGAACUGAGAUUGGGACAGCGGGAGGGCUCACCGAUCUUGCUGGGUUGCUUUUUAAUCCACUAGAUGGACAGCAGCACACAAAACUUGACAAUUCCAUCUUGCAAGAGUUCUCCCAGGAUACCAGCACUCCCAUCCCGAUACCACCGCAACCAUACUCCGUGGCUACAGCUAUCAUCAUUGUAUCUCCGCCUCUUGGCCGCUCGAAACUAAAUCUUCGCGUUCAAUAUCAACUUAAUGGUGCUUUGGUGGGAACUACACUUGACUAUGGAGUUCAGGUGAUUGAUAUGAGUCUGGUACCGGAUCAAAAAAAUUAUUUUACGAUGCCUGCCUCGACAUAUUUUUCGCUGCCACUCCAACCACCCAGCACCUCAACUGUUCAACUACCCUCAGACGGGUCAGCCCCAGAUUUUGGCACCCUUCUCAAAGCGAUCAAUGCUGCUCUAGAUCAAGAUACUUCUCCGGAUACGUCCUAUAGCCAGCACCUCGAGACUCGAAGUACACCUCUGACUGCUAGCCAGAGCCAGCAACUCGCAUCGGUCAUCACGUGGGAUCGUUCUUUAUAUCCUCUUCCCGUUCCGAGUGGCAGCUUGGACACCAUAUAUACGCUCCCAUUGUCUGGUGAUAGUGAUACAGAUGCGGAGAACUCCAGAAACCAGUUCAGCAGUGACCUGAGUAACUACUAUACCACUUACGGCGCAGAUGCGACAAGAUUAGCAAAUUUUGUGUAUGCAGUAUCCGCUGCUAUCACUUGUGAACAACUAAGUGUAUCGGCGAACACCGCUGGAUUGACAUUUCCUGUUGAGGCAGACACGUCUUCUACUGAAGCAGACAAGUCUUCUACAAAAGUAGAAGCAGAUACGUCUUCUACAAACGCGGUCUUUUCUGAGGCUUCAUUGGUCUUCACGUACACGGACGAUCUACCUGCCGGUGAGCCUCGCUUCACCGUGCCUGCAGCGUUCUUUUACGCCCUUGGUGCAAUUCUACCUAUCAGCAUUCCUGCGAGUCAGCGCUUCAGCUCAGCGAUACUGAGCACAGAACCUCAACUGGGGACAAUUUUUGAGAACAAUAUCCAAGCCGGCAUCUUAGCGUCUUCGAUAGCUCCGGUGACCGUGUCUGGUAACCCAGUCAACCAGUACCAAGCUGCUCGAAGGCUAGCAGCUUUGGGUUUCACUAGCAACACUACUGUUGACCUCAAAUAUCUGAUGACUAAAGAUGAGAAAGGGAACUUAGAGCAACCUGACCUCAUCGGUGACUGGCUCAGUUUUGCAGAGACGUCAGACUUGAUAAACACUGAUUUUUGGGCCAAAGCGAUAAAGAACCAUCCCGGAGAAUAUCUCAACUUUCUUCUUCAGGCCAUCACGCAAGGCGAGACUGCCCUGGUGGAUGCGAUCAAAACGAUUCUUCAUGUCAAAACUGUCACCAAACUGGUAGGCAUCACGCCAGAUCAGUGGCAGAAUUUCUUCGCGCUUCCCGCUUCGAAUGGAAAUCCUGCAAUCUCUAAACUCUUACCAGAUUUCACCCUCCCAGGCACCACCGAGCAGCGAGUCAAUGCCUUUGUUCAGCGGCUUGGAAAAUUCUUUACAGUUACUGGAACGGCUGUGUUACCGCCGCAAGUGAGCACUGGUGGUGUUGCGACAUUCGGAAUUCCAGCAGGUGAUGCUUUGCAGCUUUUCAUCAAUCAAUAUUUAAUCCAGAUUGGGAAAACUGUAGAUUUUUCCGUCAUGCUUGAUGAUAAAGAUCUUGAAAAGGUGGUCUUGGCUGUCUUCCCGAACGACCCACGAAACCGAGAAGGGCUCAAACAAGCAGUGGAAAUCAUUACGAAUCUCUUCCAAGUGACAUCCAUUUCACAAAAUAAAUCUCCCGUUCUUGCCGACUUUCAGUUUUCUCUUAUGGAAGCUUUGUAUGCUCGCGGCUUUACACAUCCCCGAGUCAUCACAAAGUUGACUGGAGAACAGUUUCAAAGAGCGCUCAUGGGGACCAUUGCUUAUCCAAAGACCACUUCCAACCAAAUAUACUCCCUCGCACAAGCAAUAAGCACCACACAAUCAAAGACCGGUCCCAGUCAAGUGGGUUCAUUCAUUCCAGUGAACCAAGCUAACUCGUUGGUUUCCGUUAUACCGCGGAAUAAUUUGGCACCCUUUGGUCUCGUGGCAUAUCUACACGACAUCCUUGCAAUUCCUCUUGGCACGACUACACUUGCUCAGGUGAUCGGUCUUCGAAGGGGACUCGUUGCAAAUCUCAAGGUUUCUGUCGAAAACCUAGAGACUAUACUACCUGCGAUUGAUCUCGUCAACGAGGCACUGGAGGCGGUAGGGGCCAAUGUCAGCAAUCCAGGAGGUGUGGUCUAUGACACCGACGUUCAGCUAUUGGUAGAUCGUAUUGGACUAAAAGUAGAGCAGCCGAAUAUCUUGACAGCAAUUCCUCAAUACUCAUCCCCGGAGCCGUUCACAAACCCAAAUGUCUACAAUGCGUUGAAAAAUUGCUUCACCAGCUCAUAUCUCCCGUAUUCCCAAGCAAUUGAUAUUGCAACCUCGAAUCUUUCAGUCCUUGGCACUGAACGAUUUGACGUCCUGAGACACUUUCGCAAAGAUAUCACAGAGUUUGCAAUUGAUGCCAGCCUAGGACCGAGUGAUUUCCAGAGUCACCUCUGGCGAUACCCAGUUCGUUUCGAGCUUGCCUUGUCUUACGUCAACAUCACCACGGAAGAAUACUGGAGUCUCUUCGCGAGCGAUGUUCCAGACAAUGAGCUCCUUGGCUCUGUUCUAGGAUUCGACUGGGAUUUUUCGUCGGAAUUCUCGGUCUCAGUGCGGAACUUUCUGCAAUUUACAGGGAUCAACAAGAAUGAUUUACUCCAAUUGUCAAAAACCAGGUUCGUGCCGCUGGAACUUGCAUCCAAAGAUCCUUUGGGUAGCACUUCCACGGUUCAUCUCAAUGUUCCUAAUUCCGAACUUUCUUUGACGCUUCGCAAGUUGUUUCUCUUCAUUCGCCUAUGGCGCUGUCUAUCACGCUCGGUCAUAUCUUCCGUCUCGUGGAAUACGCUCGCUUUGAUUUGCGAGGCGUUGCACUUCUUCAAUAAAGCUGUCAACCCGGAUUUCCCCAGACAAUUGGCUGCUCUUUUGAUGCUGCAGAAUCAUUUCAAGCUAUCACUAGUGACUCGACAUCCAGAUAUGCCUUGGGCAAAUCGCUCCACGCGGACCGGUGGCUCGCUCCUUUCUCUUUGGGCGUUACCGGCCAUGCAGUCAGUUGAAAGAGAUCACGCGAUUGAUUUCUUCCUUCACCGCAUUCAAGAUUAUUCCAAGUCUUGCCAUGCAUGCAAAGAUCGCCCGACCGGUUUCCAAAAAGCCUUGAAGGACAACUUGCGUGCCCUUUCACUGCUAGCUGGCUUUACAGAUGAAGACCCAUGGUACGCCAAACCAACGUGCACCAUCCGCUUCGCAGAGAUCUUGGCAAAAAUAUAUGCUUCUAAUCUCAGCGUCGGGGAGACAAUCUUCUUGUUCGUGCCCGACUGUCAUCUCAUCGGCGACGACCCAUUUCCCUUGCCAGAUGCUGGAAAAUCCGCAAUAGAGACUCUCAAGUAUCCAGACGACGAUGAGCACGGCAUUUGGCAAUUACGCGAGCAGCUUCUAAGUGUCAGUCUUGGCGAAGAAGAUAUUGUCGGAUGGACUUGGCAAGAAAUGAAGACCGUGAUUUUUGAACUGGGAGGGCUGCAAGCUAAAGAUUCAUUCGACGCACUUGGAAUUCACUUUUUCCCCGCGGCUCUUGAGAAUUGCGGACACCAAGUCAACUUCAGAGAUCGACGUUUCGAAGUAGAAUUGGCUGUUGCAGAUACUACUCCAUCUCUAUGGACUAUAGAUCAGUGUAGUCCGUUCCACUAUGAUGCAGAAGACUCUGGUAAAUUGUGGACCGAGCUUCCACUUCCCGACGAAGCUGUUAUCACAUUGUUGAAAAGCUCAAGGCAGCUCAACGCGAAAGAGAUUCAAGCAGUUCAAGAUCUCAACUUCGCCCCUAGGGCGUUGCUUGCGCCAUUUGCUCUGAUCUUCGAAAACUUCCCGGCUGCUGUCAAAACACUCCUCCACGAACAUCAAGAGGAGAGACGUUUUGCUUUCUUCCAAGAACAGUUUGAGAUCUUCCAUCGCCGCUGUAAGAAGAUUGCCGACCACCUUGCCAAGCAUGUGUCAAAAGCCACUGGGAAAGGCUCACCUGACAACAAACGCGUCGCUUGGGAUGUCCUUCGCCACAUUGCAGCAGAUGAGAAUGUUCGAAUCAAGACAGCAGGACUAAGCGACCCGGAGUAUACUUGGGACCCUAGCCUAUCUGGUGGUGCUUUUGCAUCCUUGUUGGGAUUGGUUGGAACGGGGUUACCUGGCCAGUACGAGAUUCAUCAUAAAGAUGAACCAUCAAAGAUCUGGCGAGAGUUUUCUGGGGAUCUCACCUUCUUUGGAGACGAGAACAACGAAACCUCUGUACCUAUUCCGACCGUGCUCCCGAGCCUUGAUCUCAGCAUUGAAACAGAGGAAACUAACAUAGAAAUUGUAAAUGGCUUUGCAAUUCGAGACCAAGACGGGAAGUCUCUUGGAGGAGCGGAGCCAUUUCGAGUCGUAUGGACUGGCGCACUUCUUAUCGCAUCCGCUGGAGAAUAUUUUUUCCAUGCCGGACAUCCCCGUCCAGGCGAUGAGACUCCAAGUUUUGAGGAAGCGAAGCAUGACUGUUGGUUGUUGACUCUUAGCAGUGGUCAAAAAUCGUGGACUGUGUUGAACUACGGUUGGGAUGCUUCGACGACUUGUGAGGCCGAGCCCGAAGGUCUCUUUCUUCAGCACGGCGUUUACCACAUCGAGAUCCACUACAAACAUCAGCUUCCCACCUCUGCAGGCGAGAAACACCGCCGAACCGGAUUCCAAGUAAAAUACAAGGGUCCCGAUACAGACGAUGUCCUGAGUGUCGUGCCUGCCUGUAAACUCUUCCAGGAGUCAAAGAAUGCGACUCUUGGCCACGACCUCACCGUCACCGGUUCUGCUGCAACAUACUUGAAUUCUCAUUACACCAGCUCACUUCGGGACAUUCGUCGUACGUAUCAACGAGUCUUCAAGGGGAUAUUGUUCUGCUCAAGAAGCACCCUUUCAGCGAAGCCCAUUCACAAGGAUAAUGUGGGUGGAUCAGAGCUUCAGUAUUUGCUCCAAAAUCCCAAGUCUUUUGUUGGCACUUCUUACUACCGAAGUACGACUCCAGAAACCGGAUUCAAAACUUGUCGUGCGGUCUUCGACCUGAAUUUACUUCCCGUCACAGAUCCGUACAAGUCUCCAGAUAUUUCAGACGAUUUCCGCGCACACCCGAGCCCGGAGCUACAAGCAGCCCUAUUUGACUGGUGGGAGCGCAUUUUCGACUAUUCCCAAUUGCGCGAUUGGGUUCGAAAGACACGGAAUCGAGAUUGCUGGAUGCUGUUUUUCGAGGCUUCACAGCAAGCACCUAAACCAGAGAAGCUGUUGCGUUAUCUCAGUGUCAAUUCUAGCUUCGCUCCACAAGUCUUGACCUACUUCGACCCUUCUAAUCCCGACUCUCAAGUCAGCGUCAGCACUGCCGAUCUCACUGACGAACGAUGGGCCACACGAGUCUGGCGCUCUAGUAACUUGAUUGGAGAUUUAAAACACCGAUUUGUGAGUGAGCAAUUAGAGUCCACUCGGCCAUGGCUUUGGGCAUCAGACGAUCCAAAUACCCAAAUUGGAGAUGCUUCCGGAAAUCAAAAUUUGACGAAUUUUGUUCUGAGGAGUCUCUUGAGCAAACCUGGCUCCACAAUUGCAGAUGUCAAGAAGAUAAACGAUAGGUUGAGAUUGAGGGCCCAUGCUGCUCUUCUUGCAUACUUAUGCGGCAAGGACCGUGUGGCUCUCCCAUUCGGACAGGCCACCUAUGUUCGCGAGCCCCGAGACUUGAACGCCCUCCUUUUGAUGGAUGUUGAAGUUGGUGCGAAUAAGAAAACGACUAGGAUUGACGAUGCAAUUAUCUCCGUCCAGACAUUCGUUCAGCGCCUUCGACUCGGGCUUGAGCCUGAAUUUGACAUCUCGAGCGAGUUCAUUCAAACUUGGGACGCCAAGUACAGCACAUACAAGACAUGGGAAACAGCGAAGAGACGAGAACUCUACGAAGAGAAUUGGAUCCAAUGGGAUGAGCUUCAAGAAGCUCGAAAGAGUGAAGGUUUCCGUUCCUUCGAGCAACAACUCCGUCGAGGAGUGCUGUCUGUUCCCGCUCCAACCAAAUCUCUAUAUUGGAAUGGACCACAGCUGGCCGCAGAAGGCGAUCUCGAAGAUCUACAGUCUGUUGAAUUCGUUUCACUCGAAAAUACUCCUCUGUCUACAGACACUCAGAUCUCAGCCACCACCUCGGGCAUGUCACUCCUUGGUCAACCUGAGCAUGAUGGACAGCCGAGUUCACUUUCUUCGCUCCCAGGAGAUGACUCUGCGGUUGGUGAUGUAGAGCAACUUCCUCUCUGGAUUCAAGCAGCUGUCCGGUUGGGCGCAAAGUUUAUUCGUGUAACUGCAUCCUCUCCACCACCUGCGAUCACAGAAAGCAGAAGCCAUAAGCAUAGUCAUGCUAUCCAUGAUUCUCUAGGCCCAAGUAUCGACGAGUACUAUUUUUGGCUGACGCCGCUUCAAUACUUCGAUGAGAAAAACGCCGAGCAGAAACUUGGGCUAGGAGCAACGCCACCAGACCCUGCCUGUGACUGGGACCCUGAUCGUGUUAAUGCAGAUGGUGUGAAACUCAAAGAUCUUUUGAAAUGGCAAUCGCAACCUGUCUUGUAUCUGUCGUGGUGUAAAGUCCACCUUGGCCAAUUUGGCACCCCGCAGCAAUCCAUUAGAGGGGCAGCAUAUAACGGAAGUGGCAUUCCGGCCCUUGACCUUGUGGGACGUCAAGCAGACUCGCUGCUUCUCAAUGCGAAUGGUGUGGCGGCAUUUCAGUACAACAUCGCUGACGAUUCCGUGUCCAAUCUCAUCGACGACGUAAGCUCUGGAAGUAGCGCUGUUCCAAUUAUCCCCGUGAUCGAUACGUCUCAAUUUCCGAAGCCACUUUCAGCCUACCCCUAUUUCGUUUACUUUGAGCCCGGAGCUCCGUUGGUCCCUCCGUCGAACUUCAGCACAGCACUCAGUGUUGCUCAGACUUUGAGUUCGCAAGGUAGCUUCGAGGCAGCUCUGAAAUGGUUUGAUCUAGCCUAUGAUCAACCAGGUAGCCCUUUGAAACGAGAUAACUCUUGGAUGAGCAAUCCAGCCACAUCCACAAACUCUGGCGAUACGAGAACCAAAGCAAUUCUGCUCGAGUACCUUGAUACACUGCUGCAGUGGGGUAUUCAGCUCUCUCGCAAAGACGAGAUAGAGUCAUCCCGUCAAGCUCUGGUCAUUUUCAAUCUCAUAGACGACAUUCUUGGAGAUCGCCCAAUUGAAGUCUUCUCGGAUGAUACUGGAUCCGGUUCCAUGACAAUUCAGAACUUCUCACCAGCUCCCUUGCCUUUGAAUCCUCGUCUUGUUGCCCUAUAUGAUUCCGUUGCGGACAACUUGACAAAACUUCGAAACCAGAGCGGGGUGGACAUCUCAAGUCAUAAUUCGGAUCUUAUACGGCUUUCACCCUCGAGUCCUCACACACCUCACCGACGAUUACCCUAUAGGUUCACCUCCGUGAUGUCCAAGGCAACCGAAUUGGCUCAAAUGGCUAGCAGCAUGGGUGCGUCACUUCAAUCGGCCCUAGAGAAAGGAGAUGCAGAGUACUUGUCGUCAAUACAAGCUGGACAGGAGAGACAACUCGUGACGCGUGCUUUGGAAGGAAAGAAAAACGACUUUCGAGCCGCAGACUGGGACGUCCAGAGUUUGGAGCGAAGCCUUCAGCACUCAUUAUGCGACCUGAACUCCACCCAGACUAAUAUUCGAAACGGGAACAAUUCGAAUGAAAACGAUUAUGUGACCUUUACCGAUGUGGCUCUUGGUCUGAGAAUUGCAGCGCAAGCUUUAAUGGCUGCGGGGCAGGGAGUAUCUGUUGCUCCAGAUGUCUAUGCUGGAGGUGCAGGUGCGCUGGGGAGCCCGCUCCAGUUCGAGAAAAUCACUGGUGGCAGCUCUUUUGCAUCAUUCUUCAGUUUCGCAUCUGAGAUCGUCAACUCACAGGCCGAUGCAAUGGGAACCACUGCUGGUGUGAGAUUGACCCAAUCAACGUGGGAUCGGCGAAUGGAUGAUUGGAUGCACGCCGUGGAUAUGACAACAAUCGAAUUGCAGUCCCUAGAAUGCCAAAAGCUUGCUGCAGACCGUCGACGACAGAACGCUCUUUUUGAUGUGAACAACACACAGCGACAGAUCGACCAUAGCGUCGAAACCCAGAACUUCAUGAGGGAUAAAACCACGAAUUUCGAUACUUACUUAUUCUUGCAGCGAGAAGCCACGAUAGCAUAUCGACAAUUGUACAACCUCGCUCUUGACGCUGCUCAGGUCGCUCAAGAAUCGUAUCACUAUGAGAUUCGUGCCGACUACCGCAAUUUCAUGAAAGAUUGUAGCUGGGACGGUCUUCAUAGCGGCUUGAUGGCUGGAGACAGACUUUCACUUGCUCUACAAGAGAUGAACCGUGCUUACAUGGAGCACAAUAUUCGAGAGCACGAAUUAACGAAACAGCUCUCUCUUGCAAUGCAUUUCCCAGAAUCAUUCCUGCAGUUGAAGCUUACUGGAAAGUGUGAGAUUGCAAUCCCGGAGUGGAUCUUCGACCUGGAUUAUCCAGGGCACUACAUGCGACGAAUCAAGAAUGUCAAUCUGACAAUUCCGUGCGUUGUUGGUCCAUAUACCGGAAUGCAUUGCCGUCUCGAGCUUCUCAACAGCGCAAUUCGUGUAUCAAACAUUCUUGCAGAGUCGGCAAGUGAGAUGGGUGGCUAUGAAUGCCAGUCGUUGACCUCGGAUGAUCGCUUCGCAUUUCUUUAUGGAGCCCGUGAAGGAAUUGCCACAUCAACUGGUAUGUCAGACUCAGGUCUGUUCCAGCUUAGCCUCCAGGAUGAACGAUACUUGCCCUUUGAAUUCGCUGGUGCCGUGAGUAAAUGGAAGAUCGAGUUGCCGCCCGAAAACAACCAAUUCGACAUGAGCACGCUAACAGACGUGAUCAUACAACUGAACUACACAUCAAGAGAUGGUGGCGAAGCCUUAAAACGCGCGGCAUCUUUAAAUGCUCAAACAAGGCUUCCGGGUGAUGGGUGGAGAUUGUUUGACGUUCGUCACGAUAUGUCUAAUGCAUGGGCAAUGCUCGAACGAAGCUUCAUCCAUGAAGAGUCACGAGAGAAGCAUCACAAACGAAUGCGGCCCGACUUACGUCUCCAUCUACACCGCAACAUGUUCCCAUUCCUCACUGGCCGAAGAGGCAUUCGUGUAGUAAGGUUCGAGUUCUUCGUUCAAUUGGCAACUACACCAUCUGCUGGAUCUCAUUUCAGAACUCGUUACUAUGCCCCUGGAAUCAAAGGUAGUCAUGAGGAUGAGGACGAAGAUUUCUAUCAUGAUAGCAGUGAAGAUAUCUGGUUUGACUUCGUCGCCCACGCAAAGUGGCCCGGUCUAUAUCAUGGAAGUCUUUAUACCGAGAUAGAGAUUCCGUUGAAGUUGAGAAGCGGGCAAUCGGAUGGAUCAUUGUUGCGAUUUCCGGAGAAGCUUGGGGAGAUUCAUGAGUUUUAUAUUCUGUGUCAGUAUGAGGCUGUUGAUAAGGCGCCGUAGCCAAUGCCAGUUCGGAGUCUUUGGUAUGAUAUCCACCUCUCAUACUUGAUACAAUUCAUUGUUUUACUCUCGCUUAGACCUGACAAAUUUGUUCAGCCGGCGUACCUCCGCAUCGAUGAGAUACAAGUUUCACGGAAGUGUCUGAGUUAUGAUGUGCAGCUAGGAAGGCUCUCACAUGGAAUGGCCUCGAGACCGGUCCUUCAGUCAUUGACGUCAGAGGAGAAUUGGAAGAGCUUCGAGGAAAAGUUCCAAUUGAGCGCAGGACCCACUUGACAC